Molecule: messenger RNA, 814 nt
Organism: Apus apus (common swift)
Lineage: Eukaryota; Metazoa; Chordata; Aves; Apodiformes; Apodidae
Gene: MRPL10
Product: mitochondrial ribosomal protein L10
Exons: 5
Coding region: 37-801 (254 amino acids)
Biological process (GO): translation
Cellular component (GO): mitochondrial large ribosomal subunit
Molecular function (GO): structural constituent of ribosome
Source: RefSeq, a predicted model, not a curated record
CCCCGCGUGCCCAGCAGGCUGCGCGCUCCCGCGGAGAUGGCGGCGCCGAGCGGCGGGACCUGGCGGCGGGCCUGGCUGCCCGCCCUGCACUUGGUCCGUCGCGGCUCCAAAGCGGUCACCCGGCACUGGAAAGCCAUGCACUUCCAGCGCCAGAAGCUGAUGGCUGUCACCGAGUACGUGCCCCCCCGCCCGGCCGUCCCGCCGCGCUGCCUGCCCCGCCAGAAGGGACCGGCCCAGGAGGACGACGGGUACGCGCGGGUCCUGCGGCGGCAGGCGGAGCAGGUGUUCCGGGAGCACCGGCUGGUCGCCGUCUGCCAGUACAACUCCAUGCCUGGGGAGGACGUGGUGCUGAUGAGGCAUUACCUCCGGAAGCACAACAUUGAGGUCAAGUUCAUCCUGAACGAGAUCAUCAGACCCUUCCUGUCCCAGUCCAAGUACAAGAACCUGCUCCCUCUCUUUGUGGGGCGGAAUAUCCUGCUGGUGAGCCAGGACACCAAGGUGAAGGAGAUGCUGCGGGUGCUGAAGGGAGUGCCCCAGAUCAACCUCCUGGGUGCCUGCAUCGACGACACCAUCCUGAGCAGGCAGGGGGUGGAGAACUUUGCCAAGCUGCCCUCCCUGGAGGCUGCCCAGGGCCAGACAGCAGGUGCCCUGGCCCUCCUGCCCUCCCAGACCUCCUCCCUGCUCCAGCGCGGCCCCGCGCACCUCAUGGCUCUCCUGGACCAGCACAUCCUCCAGCUGCAGGCUGGGCAGACAGAGACACCCCCUGAAACACCCCCUGCCCAGAGCUCAGGGGCUCACUGACCCUGGGGGGGGG